AUGAAUAAGGUGAAUCUUGUGAAUAUCCUAAUUGACUCAUUAGGAAACAGAAUGCCAAAAGCAUGCAAACUGUUUGCAGUAUUGGUAACCGUGGAAGCGAAUUGCACAGUAACUGAACCUAAAGUGGCAAGCAACGUCAAUGUCUGCAACUCGGACGACCCUAAGGUACGGCUUUUGUGCUGCAAAAAGCCCCUGGAGGAAGCCUUCGAGACUGGAAAAAGAGUCAUUGUGUCCGAAUGCGUGAACGGAGAUUGGACGAACGAGAAAAAGAACUGCUCUGCGCCGGUUGGAAAUGACUUCUCCAUCCAAGACUGCGGACCCUACGCGAUUCCGGCCCCAACCGGCUCUACACUGAGCUACAACCUAACGGCGGGGACGACGAAUACGCACUUCGCCGUCGUCCACAAAUGCACCGGCCAGAAGAUCUGGAUCUCCGGGAAGACUAUGGGUGGCCUGGCUCAGUGCAUUAACGGAACGUGGACACCCAUCACCGAUUCGUGCAUGGAAGACUGUAAUCCCGUAGUACGAGACUGCUCUGAGAUCGUCCAGUACAGCAACGUAUCGGGCUUCUUCACAGUCGCUCCCGAUGGAAGUACUACGUCAAAUUGUGUACUGGUGUGGUGCGACCUAGCGGACAGCAAGUACCCUGGCGGCGGGGGCUGGACUCUGCUGAUGAAGGCGGUGGCCGGAAACACGGUGUUCCAGAAUCUGUCCGCCGAAAGCUACCGCGAACCCAUCAACGCACCGGAGGACGACAACUACUUCUUAGGUUUCAACACACUGCUGAAAAUGAACUGGAACGGAAGUAGCAUCCAGAGACCCCUAGUACUACAGAUCAUUAUGACAAGGGGAGGCUACCUGUACGAAGCCUCUUACGACAAUUUCGUCAUAAAUCCAGAUUUCUCUCUACUGAGUGUUGGGAAAGCCUUCGGAAGCGCUUGGAACUACCUGGAUGACCACGUUGGCUAUCCUUUUCGGAAACCCGAGAACAAAAGCGCCUGGUGGGCGCCUACUGACCCAGUUCUUCUCGAAAGGGCGUAUGCCAACUGGACUUGGCUCACUGACCCGGGUCUUCGCUGGAAAUUCUGGAGCACCGAGGCCAUCACCAGCGUGAAGAUACGAUUCAGGCCUCUCUCUUACGACAGAGUGGUCAGUUGUCCAUUCGGCGUUGACAUGUCUGGGAAAUCUGCCUACUACCCACUGGAGAGAGUCCCUGGCAAACGGUUCACGUUCUCCUGCUGGGAGCCUUUCCACUCCAUGAAGGGUCCGGGAGGCGUCCUCUACACAUCCGGGACUGUGGACUGCCUGCCAGGUCCCGCAGGUGGAAGUUACCCGACGUGGAAUGAAACGCUCAAUCUCCCUUGCGAACUCAACUGUCCAGCUUCCUUCAUCAAGUCAAGCUACCAAGAAUCCUGCUACAAUUUCACUAAUUCUGCUCAGCUGAAGUUUGGUUUCGUCAGUGGGGCUCUCACGUGUGCCAAAAUGAACGCAUCCAUGGCCUUCAUCGGCAACGUGGUGGAGUUUGGAUCUGCGACCUGGGAACUUCUUACUAUACUGCUUAUAAUUACAGAGGUGGAAGCAAUAUCACCAACCCGCUCCCAACGUUCCUGAACUGCAGUCAAAACUGCUCGGUAACCCCAACGCAAGAGUGCAUCACGGUGACCAAAAACGGUUACUACAAGUUGCAGAGUUGCAACGAUUCCACGGCACAAGUUGCCUGUCGGUAUCCAGGAACUUGUCCACGCCGUUACAGCGAGCACAGAGGUCUCU
Molecule: messenger RNA, 1770 nt
Organism: Macrobrachium nipponense
Lineage: Eukaryota; Metazoa; Arthropoda; Malacostraca; Decapoda; Palaemonidae
Exons: 15
Coding region: 1-1611 (536 amino acids)
Source: RefSeq, a predicted model, not a curated record